ACUUUGUUCCCUUCAAUUCACUUUCACUUCCAUCCAAUCCAUUGUUAGCAAAAGCAGUCUUUUCAAUUUCUCCAUUUACUUUACCCAACCCCACUUUUAUAUCUUCUUGAUGAAAGAGCACAUGGCUUCGUUUCUUCUAUUUCUUGGCGUGCCUGUUCAAGAUCGUCUAUUGGUCGCCAGAUUUGGCAAAAUUCUUUUUUGUAGUUCACUCAAACCCAUCGUUUGACUUUCCAUUGUCCUUUGUGAAGACGGAAACACUUUGCAAAAGCACAUAUCUAGCACUGCUGUUGAUGCCUUGCCUGACCUGAGAACUGCUUCAUUGUUGGUGCUAGUAACUCGUUUAUCAUUUCCCCUGCCUGACUUUCUCUUGACUGACCAGUCGCGCAUCAUAUUUAAUUGGGAAAACAAUCAAUCUGCAGGGUGACCUAUUUCUAACCAUAUAAUGAUGACACUCUGUGUACCAAAGGUAUUUCCCCUUCUAGUCAUGUUAUGUUGAACAUAGAAAAGGUUAAAAAAGAUCCAGUCAUUGAAACCACUUUGAAACGAUUGAAGAGAAACAAUUUAUACAAAUGUUCCUACGUCUUAUAUGGAAAACAUUAUAAGUGAAGUUGUGCCAAAAAUAGGAGUUGAUUUUGAAGCAGAUAAGGAUGUAUACUAUAUCUGGGUGAUUGACAGCACAUGACGAAAGUCAAUCUUAUGCAAAUGUAGAGUAAAAGAAGAUAAAACGUUUGAGCUCUACAAGAUUGAACUAAACCAUGCUCGUCAAAUGGCCAUAGACAUAUCAUGCGCAGAUAAGAAUUUAGACCUGAGGCUGAUGCUAUGGACUAAGAGUGUUGUCACUGACUUAACUGAUGAUGAAAUGCAGAGCCUUAGAAAUCUGAUUAAUUCAGCUGUUUUAGAUCCAGAACUGAAGGUUGGUUUGAGAUGGCCCCUAGGGAAGUCAAACUCGAGGGUUCGGUAUCGUGUUAGUGGGGUUUGGCACACAGGAGUUAAGUUGUAUGAAAGCUCAUCACUGAGGCUCAAGGUAAGACAUGCUGAUCGAUUUAGUUUUGAGUCUUCUACUGGGGAGUCUGCAUUGGAGAUUACUCUGAAGUUGAAGCGAUUAGCUUCAGACAUACUGGAACAGAAGGCGGACACUGAUACUAUCUAUAUAUAAUAUGUUUUAAGGACACCUUAGGGUUGAUAUGGGAUCAUUUUCUGUGUUGUGAGCGCUUCUUGACAUAAGCAACUCGUGCCAAGCUUUACCUACUGUGAAAGAUGUUAAUAUGUUAAUGUUAGUGAUGGGAAUAACCCAUGUCCGUCUCCAAUGGUGGAACAUUUCUUGUAAAUAUUUGUUACAAAAUAUUGUUGCUGCUUCUUUCUUUCUUUCUUUUUUAAUCCUUGUAAGAGCUUAAUAUGGUACAA
This is a messenger RNA of Pistacia vera, 1404 nucleotides long. RefSeq lists its product as uncharacterized. The coding region runs from base 767 to 1156 and encodes 129 amino acids. Lineage: Eukaryota; Viridiplantae; Streptophyta; Magnoliopsida; Sapindales; Anacardiaceae. The record is from RefSeq and is a predicted model, not a curated record. The transcript is spliced from 6 exons.